AAAUUUUUGGAAGUCAUAAAGCCGUUUUGUGCGGUCUUACCUGAGAUUCAGAAACCAGAGAGAAAGGUAUAGUAUAGUAUACUGCAAUUUCUCCGCAAUAGCUCUUUAACAAUCUUAGCUCUAGUGAUGUCUCUCUAAAAUGUCCCUCAUUUACCUCUACAGAUUCAGUUCAGAGAAAAAGUACUAUGGACUGCCAUCACUCUCUUCAUCUUCCUGGUGUGCUGCCAGGUUAGUAUCUGCCGGCCUGAAAAUCUGUUUCUCAGUGUAAUUCUAUCUAUUGUAUGGCGCUUGCAAAGAAACCCUGCAGCCCAAAUCAAAUCACAUUUUAUUUGUUACAUGCUUCGUAUACAACCGGUGUAGACUAACAGUGAAAUGCUUAUUUACUUUCCCAACAAUGCAGAGAGAAAAAUAUAUUUAAAAAAAUAACAUGAGGAAUAAUGCACAUUUUCUCUCACCAGCUGAUAAUAUAGUUAAGGCCAGAGGUGCAGUUGUAGCUCUUGUGGGUUCAGUGUAUUGAUUCAUUCUUUGUCUUCUGUCCUCUAGAUUCCCCUCUUCGGCAUCAUGUCCUCAGACUCCGCAGAUCCCUUCUACUGGAUGAGAGUAAUCCUGGCCUCCAACAGAGGUGAGAAACCAACAGUCUGGUUCUACUUAGUUUGAAUGCUUGCCUGUAUCUUAUCAUCAGUCAUAUUGAUAAACAGCUCUCAAUCUUGGCUACUGAUCUUGUUUGAACACAUCCCUAUUAUACUUUCGCUGUUUGUUCCUACCUCUUACAUGGAUAAAUAAUUAUUCCCUGUGAUGUUAUCAGGUCUUAUCUCUUUUGACAAGCAGUCUUGGCAAGAGCUGACAUUCUUUGGCUGAUUUGUCACUGUAUUCAUAGCUUAGCCUUAGUAUAAUCCUCUUUCCCAUUACAAGUGUUGGUUCAUAAUAAUAGUUGACUGAAAACAGUACUGUGAUCCCACCAUUCUACAGGUACUCUGAUGGAGCUGGGUAUCUCACCCAUCGUUACCUCCGGUCUCAUCAUGCAGCUGCUGGCUGGAGCCAAGAUCAUUGAGGUUGGAGACACCCCCAAGGACAGAGCACUCUUCAAUGGAGCGCAGAAACGUAUGUCCACCCUACAAAGUUUUUACCAAGAAUGGGAUUAAUCAUAAUGAGAUAAGUGAUGGUUAUUUAACCACCUGACAACUGUUCUCUGAGUUGUGGGCUUGUAUGUGGUGGGUAGUCGAAUAAGGGUCUAUAGCCUGUCAUAAAGCUGGGGUGUAUUCCGUUUUUCAUCGUCAAUCAACUCAUAGCUGUCCAAGGAUAUUGAAUAUAUACGUAAAAAUGUAUGCACGCAUGACUGUAAGUCGCUUUGGAUAAAAGCGUCUGCUAAAUGGCAUAUUAUUAUUUAUAUUAUAUACAACCCAUCUCCCUUUGUCCUCUGCAGUGUUUGGAAUGAUCAUCACCAUUGGACAGUCCAUCGUGUAUGUGAUGACCGGCAUGUACGGAGACCCCUCAGAGAUGGGUGCUGGGAUCUGCCUGCUCAUCAUCAUUCAGGUUAGUUAGACCCCCCCCCCCCCCCCCCCCCCCCCCCCCACCACUACACUUAAUACUACCACUACCACACUCUCUGUAAUGGUUGAAACCCUAGGGAUAAUGGUCAUGAGUGAACUGGACAGUUCAUAUAAACAGUUCAUUAAUUUGACCCUUUUAAGUACAGAGACAUUUCUAACUUUCACUACUUAAACCCCUGGCUGCCAUUUCUCUAAUCUUUCAAUCAGCGAUGCUCAGCUUUCAUCCGCCUGGUCAGACUGUAUUUGAAGCUCUCUUGUCCCUCUCUUUCUUCCCCAGCUUUUUGUGGCAGGUCUGAUUGUGCUGCUGCUGGAUGAGCUGCUGCAGAAGGGCUAUGGUCUGGGCUCUGGUAUCUCCCUGUUCAUCGCCACUAACAUCUGUGAGACCAUCGUCUGGAAGGCUUUCAGCCCCACCACUGUCAAUACUGGCAGAGGUAUGUAUACUGGCCUUACUGCUACCUGUAAGUGUAUUGACAAUGUACUCAUUCUCUUGUUUUUCAGUCAGGGUUGCUCCCCCUUCUGUUCUGUGGUUGGUUGAGUAACCUUGUCUUUUGUGUCUCAGGAACGGAGUUUGAAGGUGCCAUCAUUGCCCUGUUCCACCUGUUGGCCACACGCACAGACAAGGUGCGCGCCCUGAGAGAGGCCUUUUACCGCCAGAACCUGCCUAACCUCUUGAACCUCAUCGCCACUGUCUUCGUCUUUGCUGUAGUCAUAUACUUCCAGGUCAGUGGACAGACAACCCCCUCUAUAGUUGUAGCCUAUAUCAACUUGGCUGUCUUUUGAUUGGUUUUACAAAUUGCUUUCAAUUCAAUGCUUAAAGCUGAAAUCCGUAAAUGGGAAACAACGCCACGGUUCGCUACAGCGCCUUUAUUGUUUUUGUUUAGUUGAUGAAAUGGAGGAAAGGAGUGUCCAGCAGUGUGGUAAAACAAUUAGUGUGCAUAUUCUGGUGUUCUAUCAAAUGUGCAAUGAUGUCCGAAGGAAAUAGUGUUUGUUUGAAGUAACUUUUUUGUUGUUGUAAUAUCCCAAAGAGAUGUGACAGUUUUCCCCUUUACGGAUUUCAGCUUUAAGUGACCUAUGAUAUGACCAUUGGAUCUGUUGACAAUGUGAACAUAAAUGGUCAGACCAAAAACCUGAAUGCAUAGAAUGAUUGAACACCAACUUUAAAUACAGUGGGGGGAAAAAAAGUAUUUAGUCAGCCAACAAUUGUGCAAGUUCUCCCACUUAAAAAGAUGAGAGGCCUGUAAUUUUCAUCAUAGGUACACGUCAACUAUGACAGACAAAAUGAGGGAAAAAAAUCCAGAAUAUCACAUUGUAGGAUUUUUAAUGAAUUUAUUUGCAAAUUAUGGUGGAAAAUAAGUAUUUGGUCAAUAACAAAAGUUUCUCAAUACUUUGUUAUAUACCCUUUGUUGGCAAUGACACAGGUCAAACGUUUUCUGUAAGUCUUCACAAGGUUUUCACACACUGUUGCUGGUAUUUUGGCCCAUUCCUCCAUGCAGAUCUCCUCUAGAGCAGUGAUGUUUUGGGGCUGUCGCUGGGCAACACGGACUUUCAACUCCCUCCAAAGAUUUUCUAUGGGGUUGAGAUCUGGAGACUGGCUAGGCCACUCCAGGACCUUGAAAUGCUUCUUACGAAGCCACUCCUUCGUUGCCCGGGCGGUGUGUUUGGGAUCAUUGUCAUGCUGAAAGACCCAGCCACGUUUCAUCUUCAAUGCCCUUGCUGAUGGAAGGAGGUUUUCACUCAAAAUCUCACGAUACAUGGCCCCAUUCAUUCUUUCCUUUACACGGAUCAGUCGUCCUGGUCCUUUUGCAGAAAAACAGCCCCAAAGCAUGAUGUUUCCACCCCCAUGCUUCACAGUAGGUAUGGUGUUCUUUGGAUGCAACUCAGCAUUCUUUGUCCUCCAAACACGACGAGUUGAGUUUUUACCAAAAAGUUCUAUUUUGGUUUCAUCUGACCAUAUGACAUUCUCCCAAUCCUCUUCUGGAUCAUCCAAAUGCACUCUAGCAAACUUCAGACGGGCCUGGACAUGUACUGGCUUAAGCAGGGGGACACGUCUGGCACUGCAGGAUUUGAGUCCCUGGCGGCGUAGUGUGUUACUGAUGGUAGGCUUUGUUACUUUGGUCCCAGCUCUCUGCAGGUCAUUCACUAGGUCCCCCCGUGUGGUUCUGGGAUUUUUGCUCACCGUUCUUGUGAUCAUUUUGACCCCACGGGGUGAGAUCUUGCGUGGAGCCCCAGAUCGAGGGAGAUUAUUAGUGGUCUUGUAUGUCUUCCAUUUCCUAAUAAUUGCUCCCACAGUUGAUUUUCUUCAAACCAAGCUGCUUACUUAUUGCAGAUUCAGUCUUCCCAGCCUGGUGCAGGUCUACAAUUUUGUUUCUGGUGUCCUUUGACAGCUCUUUGGUCUUGGCCAUAGUGGAGUUUGGAGUGUGACUGUUUGAGGUUGUGGACAGGUGUCUUUUAUACUGAUAACAAGUUCAAACAGGUGCCAUUAAUACAGGUAACGAGUGGAGGACAGAGGAGCCUCUUAAAUAAGAAGUUACAGGUCUGUGAGAGCCAGAAAUCUUGCUUGUUUGUAGGUGACCAAAUACUUAUUUUCCACCAUAAUUUGCAAAUAAAUUCAUUAAAAAUCCUAAAAUGUGAUUUUCUGGAGAAAAAAAUUCUCAAUUUGUCUGUCAUAGUUGACGUGUACCUAUGAUGAAAAUUACAGGCCUCUCUCAUCUUUUUAAGUGGGAGAACUUGCACAAUUGGUGGCUGACUAAAUACUUUUUUUCCCCACUGUACCAUUGACUCUCCGUAGUUGUUUGAAAGGUCUUGAACACUUCUCUCCUCUUCCUUCCAGGGCUUCAGGGUGGACCUGCCCAUCAAGUCUGCCCGUUACCGUGGCCAGUACAACACCUAUCCCAUCAAGCUCUUCUACACCUCCAACAUUCCCAUCAUCCUCCAAUCUGCCCUCGUGUCCAACCUGUACGUCAUCUCUCAGAUGCUCUCCACGCGAUUUAGCGGCAACUUCCUGGUUAACCUGCUGGGCACCUGGUCUGUAAGUACCUAUCAGAAUGACCUUCGAGUGCUGCUUUAGUGUCCACCACACAGAGGAAGACUUGCCUUACUAACUUUCAUUACACCAGUACUAUUUAAAAUGCACAUACUUGGUUAUUUUAUCGCAUCACAUUUAAACCUUCAUGAGUUCAACAGUACUGAAUACUUCUAUGUGACGUCUAGUCAUGGGUGACCGUAAACAACAAAGAGUCUAUUUGAAGCCAUAAUGGGGUUAUGAUCACGUUUUGGACUACUAUGUAAGAACACUGGGAGGGUUGACAUAAUUAAAUAUUUCAUUUCAGCAGGCCUGUGUAAGCGGGCUAGCCUUUGGCAGGUUUUACUCAAAUCUAUACAUCGUGUAUUAACUGUAUGUGUGGUUGUUUGUGUAUAGGAUACUUCCACUGGAGGACCAGCUCGUGCCUACCCGGUUGGAGGUCUCUGCUACUUCCUCUCUCCCCCGGAGUCCUUUGGUUCUGUUCUGGAUGACCCCGUCCAUGCUGCAAUCUACAUAGUCUUCAUGCUGGGUUCCUGUGCCUUCUUCUCCAAGACAUGGAUCGAGGUUUCAGGGUCCUCUGCCAAAGAUGUGAGUCACUUGAUGCACCAGAUAUAUUUGCUCAAUAUGUUAUAGAUGUACUUUAGGUUGUGUACAGUGAAGUAUGUAUGUAUGGUAGUUUCUAACUCAGGUCUGUAUGUCCGACAGGUGGCUAAGCAGCUGAAGGAACAGCAGAUGGUGAUGAGGGGACACAGAGAAACCUCCAUGGUGCAUGAGCUCAACAGGUAAAAACAUAUGCACCUUUGGUUGCACUCUGGCCCAAGUGUCAAAAAUUAUUGGUGUGUAUACCUUUCUACACAUUUCUAAUAUCUUGUGUUCUGUGUGAAGGUACAUCCCCACGGCUGCAGCCUUCGGUGGCCUAUGCAUAGGUGGGCUGUCUGUCAUGGCUGACUUCAUGGGCGCCAUCGGUUCGGGUACUGGAAUCCUAUUGGCUGUCACCAUCAUCUACCAGUACUUUGAGAUCUUCGUCAAGGAGCAGAGUGAAGUGGGAAGCAUGGGCGCGCUGCUUUUCUAGAAACCCCCCUCCAACACAUACCACAGACAGACAGCCUCCACCCUCCACAAAUUCUUACUUUUUAUUUUGCAUUGUAUCUAAUGCGCACAAAUCAGUACAUUCUGCCUCUGGGAUGCAUCUUCUUUCUCAGCUUCUUUGUGUUCCCAGUAGCUCUUGAGGGUUCAAAUGCAGACUGGAUCUCAUUGGGGAAAGAAUGUUAGCAUUUGUCCCAGUGUUCAGAAUGGAAUUGCACCUGUUCUGUCCCAUUGUUGUUUUUUCAAUACCAUUACUGUCCUCUCUUGAUCUGACCAGCCAGGCUACUCUGCUGACUGUCAUCUCCUAUAGACAGGUUAAAAGCACAAAGGUCUGACAUGAUGUCGUUGUCUGACAUCAAGCGAGGUUGGCUGAAGCGUGCUCAAGGAAAUUGAAGGCUGAGACACCAUCUAAAGGAGUCUGCUUAAACUAACACAAGCACUACACCUGGACAUUUUUGGAGAGUGGAAAGAAAGCCAUGUCAUGUUCAUUUCAGGUCAUCGCAAGCUGUGCAUGGAUUUUGAAGAGCCACAUAUUGGGGUGAAAAAAUAUAAGUUAAAUAUACUUGUACAUGUAUUGUAUUCCUUAAAUGGCUCUGGAAAUUUCCAACAAGUCUUGUCAUUUUAUAUAUUUUUUUAAAUCAUGGAAUAUAUUUGUAUUCGUGCUGGUCUUAGCAAGGGCAUAUGUUUGUGCUUUUGUCUCUGAGUCCUAAAGGGAAGGGUUUGUCU
Messenger RNA from Coregonus sp. 'balchen', 6384 nucleotides. NCBI's taxonomy places the organism in Eukaryota, Metazoa, Chordata, Actinopteri, Salmoniformes, Salmonidae. The record is from the annotation of a GenBank genome assembly.